Molecule: messenger RNA, 2164 nt
Organism: Prinia subflava (tawny-flanked prinia)
Lineage: Eukaryota; Metazoa; Chordata; Aves; Passeriformes; Cisticolidae
Product: keratin, type II cytoskeletal 2 epidermal-like
Exons: 2
Coding region: 25-684 (219 amino acids)
Source: RefSeq, a predicted model, not a curated record
GGAGGCGGAGGCAGGGGCCGGUGGAUGGGAUGGGAGCUGCCGCCGGACCGUGGCCGACGGGACGGGACGCGCGGGCAGGGCCAGGCCUCUGCCGCCGGAGGGGCUUCUUCAGGGGAGGACGAGGGAAUGUCCCCCCGCAACCCGAGUGCGGGCAGGGAGAAACUCGAGGGGCUGUGGGCAGGAAAGGCAGCCCGGGAAAGCCGAGCGGGAGGAGCGGGGCGCGGGGGUCGCGCCGAGCGGGCGCUGCGGGGAGCAGAGGAGGGAGGCGGGAGAAAACCGGGAGAAAAGGAACCGGGGGGCAGCGCCGCUGGAAGCGCCAGCGGGGAACGCGAUGAACCUCCCCGAAGGCUGAGAAGGUGCAGGUGCCCGGGGGAGGGCAGCGGGCGUCUCCACUGGGAAGGGACCCUGGGCUUCCGGACAGCCUCUCCCAGGACCUCUAGAACACGGCUCGGCCGCGGCUUCAUCCUUCCACGUGCCAAGCUCCAAGGGACCAAGAUCACAGAAUGGUUGAGGUUGGAAGUGACCUCUGGAGAUCAUCUUGUUCAACCUACCCUGCUCAAGCAGGGAUGCCCAGAGCCAGCUGCCCAGGACCAUGCUCAGAAAGCUUUUGAAUUAUCUCCAAGGACAGAGACUCCAAAGCUUCCUCAGAUAAACUGUGCCACUGCUUGGUCAUCCUCACAGUGAAAAAACAUGUUCCCUGCUGUUCAGAGGGAACUUCCUGUGUUUCACUGUGUGCCUAUUGCCUCUGGUCCUGUCACUGAGCACAACUGACAAGAGCCCAGCUCUGUCCUCUUCACAACCUCCCCUCAGGUAUUUUUAUGCAACAAGACUCCCCUGAGCCUUUGCUUUUCCAGGCUCUUUGUCAUCUUCCUGGCCCUUCCCUGCACUCCCUCCAUUAUGUCAAUGUCUCUCCUGUACUGGGGAGCCCAGAAUUGGACCCAGCACUCCAGUGCUGAGCAGAGGCAAAGGAUCACCUCCCUGAACCUGCUGGCAACAUUUCUCCUGAUGCAGCCUGGGACACCACUGGCCUUGUCUGUAGCAAGGGCUCAUUGAUCAAGCUGCUGUUGUUCACCAUCAUCCGGGGCCUUUUCUGCAAAGCUGUUUUCCCAGCUGGUCAGAUCCCAGCCUGCACUGCUGCUUGGAUGGUUGUUCCUUAUCUGCUGCAGGACAUUGCACUUCCCUUUGUUGAACUACACGAGACUCUCAUGAGCCCAUUUUUCCAACACGGUGAGGUUCCUCUGGAUGGCAGCACAGCUCUCUGAUGCACCACUCACUCCUCAGAACCCCAGAUCCGUGUCAUUAGGGAACCUCCCGAUGGUACACUCUACCCCAGCCACUAAGGCAGGUAUUAAACAGGAGUGGACUCAGUAUUGCUCCAAGGUACACAGGCAGUUACUGGCCUCCAAAUAAACUUGGUGCCACUAAUCACCACCCUUCUGGCCUUGAUGUUCAGCCAGUUUUCAAUCAACCUCAUUUCUUUUACCUAAAAGACUCUGAAUUGUUGAAGAUUCUGCGAAAGCCAAAUGAAUAGUUCCUGUCUGGCACUCAAGUAAGUUACUCAUGGUCAAGAAUCUUUUGCUUCUGAGGAGGCAACAAUUCUGUGCUCCAAGAGGUGUUACAUACUCCUCAAUCUGCAGAAACACAGGAGGGGCCAAGAAUUACUGCCUCCACUUCAGCAAGUUGCUUGCCUGGUUGCCCACAGAACCAGGGGUUCCCCCACUGGCAGGAACUUUUCUACACUGAGUAACUAAGUUUCACCCGUGGGAAACACUGACUCCUGAUUCAUUCAUCAAAGGUGGUUAGAAAUAAGUGACUUUGGGGAUAUUUUUCACCAUGAAACAAACCAUCUCAGAAAACACACGGUAUCAUAACAAAUAUGGUAAUUUUCCUCUAUAUCUUUCUCUGGUAAAACCACCAUUCUGAUAUACAGCUGAUCUGCAAAGUGGGAAUGGCUUCUUAAAGACAGAGAGAAAAGUAAAAAAAAAAAAUUCAGAAUACACACUUCAGAUAAUUCAAUUGAAAAAUUUAACAAACUACCCCUAAAAAUAAAAGUGGAAGACAACCUUAGCAAUAUCAAUUGUUACCCGCAGAAAGUCUUAAUAACUAACACUCUGCAAAAGAUUAAGGCCACUUAGCUUUAGGGGAAAUUACGCAUUUAAGUAUG